UCGCGCUCGCGGCGCCGGCUGGCGGUUGUGCGUGGUGCUGCGUUGUGUCAACGGAUCGCGUCCCGGCUCCCCGCUAGCUGCCUGGUCCUCCCCGAGCCCCGGCCGCGCCAUCCCCGAGGCCAUGGCGCGGCGGUGGGGGUCCGCCAUGAGGGCGGCCGAGCUGACGGGCUGCGUGGUGAACGCCUCCCGCGCCGGGCAGCCCGAAGAGGGCUCGUGGAGCUGCAGUGGGGUGAUCCUGAGCCGCAGCCCUGGCCUGGUGCUGUGCCAUGGGGGCAUCUUCACCCCUUUUCUGCGAGCCGGCAGCGGGGCGCUGACCGCGGAGGGCGCCGCCUUCCUGCCGGGCAGCAGCUGCACCGACGACCUGCGCCUGCACGUUCUGUGGAGUCCAAUGGCCGCCAGUUCCUCAGGCCGCGCGGAGCUGGGCCGCCCCGGCCUGUGCACGCCCCAGUGCGCGGGCCUGGAGCCGGGCCCGCUGACCCGGCCUCGCGGGCCGCCCUUGCAGCCCCCGCGCCCCGCCGAGCUGCUGCUGCUGCUGAGCUGCCCGGCCUUCCGGGCCCACUUCGCGAGCCUCUUCGGAGGCGACGCGGCCGAGCUGUGGCGCUUUGCGGGCGCGGCGCCGGACGACGAGGCGCCGGAGGACGAGGAGGAGGACCAGCUGCGGGCGCUGGGCUGGUUCGCGCUGCUGCGCGUGCGGCCCGGCCGGGAGGACGACCCCAAGGAGCGCGGGCCCGCGGUGGCCGUGGCGCCUUUGGGGGCUGUGCCCAAGGGCGCGCCGUUGCUGGCCUGCGGCUCCCCGUUCGGGGCCUUCUGCCCGGACAUCUUCCUCAACACGCUCAGCCGCGGCGUGCUGAGCAACGCGGCCGGCCCGCUGCUGCUCACCGACGCGCGCUGCCUGCCGGGCACCGAGGGCGGCGGCGUGUUCGCCGUGCGGCCGGCGGGCGCGCUCGUGGCGCUGGUGGCGGCGCCGCUCUGCUGGAAGGCCCGCGAGUGGGUGGGCCUCUCGCUGCUCUGCGCCGCCGCCCCUCUCGUCCGCGCCGCCCGAGUGGCGCUCGGCCGCCUGGCCCCCGACGCCGCCGCCCUGGCCGCCCUCCUGCCCCCUGAAGAGGGAGCCCCGUGGGGCCUGCCCCUCCAGGACCCUGCGUCCCCGUGGGCAGCUUCGGCCGUGCUGGUGGAGUGCGGCACUGUGUGGGGCUCCGGAGUGGCCGUGACGCCACGCCUUGUGGUGACUUGUCGGCACGUCGCCCCUCGGGAGGCGGCCAGGGUCCUGGUGUGGUCCACCAGCCCUAAGAGUGUCCGUAUCUGGGGACGUGUGGUGUUUGCCACCCAGGAGACGUCUCCCUAUGAUACAGCGGUGGUGAGUCUGGAGGAAGAGCUAGAUGGGGUCCCCAGACCUGUGCCCGCUGAGAAUUUCCAUGAAGGUGAGGCUGUCAGUGUGGUGGGCUUCGGUGUCUUCGGCCAGACUUGUGGUCCCUCAGUGACCUCAGGCAUCCUGUCAGCCGUGGUGCAGGUGGAUGACACACCGGUGAUGCUGCAGACCACGUGUGCUGUGCACGGAGGCUCUAGUGGGGGACCCCUCUUCUCCACCUACUCAGGGAACCUCCUGGGCAUCGUCGCCAGCAACACCCGGGAUAACAACACAGGGGCCACGUACCCUCACCUGAACUUCAGCAUCCCCAUCACAGUGUUGCAGCCUGCCCUGCAGCGCUACAGCCAGACGGGCGACCUGGGCGGCCUUCGGGAGCUGGACAAUGCCCCCGAGCCCGUGAGGGUGGUGUGGCGGCUGCAGCGGCCCCUCCCAGAGGCCCCUAGGAGUAAGCUCUGAGACUGUGUUACCCUGCCGGAGAGAAGAGUGACCAUGAUACCCCCAAGAAGUGCCAAGGCUGAUAUCCUGACGUGGUGUGCCCUUCCUUGUGGGACUGCCUCCCCAUCUCACCCACUGCGUUCAGCUCUGGAGUCUAGAUCAAAUGUUUCUCAGCUCCAUGGGUCUUCAACCUGGCAGCCUGUUUGGGGUGCUUUCUUGAGCCCCUACUUCUUUCUAUCCCUCUGGCACUAGAUUCAGCUCUGAUUUCCUCUUUUGGGGGCCCCACUACAACUGCACAAGGGCCCUGGUGCUGGCUGGAAGACGGGCCCAGCCUGGUUCCACAACUGUUCCCUGUCUGGAGCUGCUGCUGUUCUGAGGCCUCGAUUCCUCUCUGCUCUCAGUCAGAAUUGGGUUGAUGGGGAGCACUGAGGCUGCCUUAGAAGCCUCAGUAGAGAGGUGCUAAGGAGGUGUUAAGACCAACUCUGCCAGUCAGGAACACUCACUGUGUGCCCAGGGCCCUGUACCUGUAGGGCCUUGCUCUGAGAGGCAAGAGGAGCACCUCUCUGUUCUGUUCUGCCAGACCUGGGUCUUUGCAUGUUAGGGGACAUUGCCCUACAGGGCUGCUCUGAUCCAGUGCCUUAAUUUUCCAGCCCUUAAAAUGGGUCUCAGGGAUGUCGGUGGGUAGAAUUAUCUAUUUGGGGUUUGGGAAUAAACAUAACCUGUGGGAAAACAUCUAUACUGAUGUACAUCAGAUUCUUUCUUCUUUGUUUCUAGAGUUGAAUUAGGAAGAGGCAAACAUCAGGCAUAGAAAUACACCUUUUCUGUACUGCUUUCUUGUUGGGGCAGGGGGUGCUGAUCUCCUGGGAUAUUCUCGUGCCAGACUGGUCCUUGGUAGCUGGUCAUAGAACCUGUCAGCACCGGGUGGGCUUGUAGGUCCCAGAAGGUGGUGGUCUUGGCUCAGAAGGAAGUGUUCAGAGGGUCCAGGAUGUGCUCGGCCUGUUUUAGACCCCUGGGGUGGAUGGGCUUUAGGGGAUUCAGGCAUGAAUGAGGCCAAGGCAGCCCCCAAGGAGGUGUUAAGACCAACCCUUCCAGUCAGGAACACUCACUGUGUGCCCAGGGCCCUGUACAUGGGCCUCAAGAAAUGAUCAUUAAGUCAUUAAAUGGUGGAUGACUGCUUGGGGGUGACAGGGAGGCUAAUUCUAAGCAGAGAAUCACUGGAAGUAGUUUUUUUCUAAAAUCUGAUUGUUGAGUGCCAACUCUGGGUAACCAUAGAACAGUCCUGUGAUAAUUGUCUUCUCUUUAUAGAUUAGGGGUGGGUCCAGAGGGCAAAGUUAGCUUGAGAGAAGUGCCAUAGUGCAUUAAUGGUAGUAGGGAUGAAGGUUAAGUUGUGACUGCUGGGAGGGGGAGGGGGAGGACUUAUUCCCUGUGUGGGCACCAAGGAGUUAAAGGGAGACUAUUGUGUCAGCCCAUUUGUUUCAUGAACGGAGCAGCUUUGUCCUGUUCAGGUGCAAUAUGUCCAGGGGCUCGGGGACAGAGGGUCAGGCAAGCUUCAAGCUGAUCAUGAGCAGAACCUGAAAGCAGAGUCAGUGUUGAACAAGUGGACUGGAAACAGGGUGUCCAGGUUGAGAGAAUGGGAGCUGGGACAGGGACGAGUGAAGCCACCUGCAUGUUCUGGGAGUGCUGAGUAAUUGAAAUUGGAAGGGAGCAAGACUGGAGACGGGAGGACUAAUUGCAAUGACCCUGGGCAGGGAGAAGUUGGCUAAGGUAGGACCAGGGAGGGUGCAGAAGAUCAAGCGAUGAUACGGGAGGGGAAACUUAUUGGAUGUGGGGCCAGUGCAGAGACAGAGAAAGGUUAAACGGGGUCCAGAUCUCCGCAAGGGUAAUGAUGGGUGGCUGACAAAUUUAGGGACAAGAAGUUUCCUUGAAGUGUCUGUGGGGCCUCAAUUGAGAAAUACAGCAAGCUGUAUUAGGCUGAGUUAGGAUAAUGCAGUAAAAAAGACAGCCUCUGCCCAUCACACUCAAUCUCAGUGGUUUAAGACAACAGAAGAAUAUUGCUCAUGGAGAGUCCAAAGUCGUGUAUCUAACUGGGAUGGGGAGGUGGCUCUUGGGCAGUAGAGAUUGAGGGACCCUGGCUCCUUCCCUCUUGUGGCUCUGUCAUCAGGUCUGGGGUCACAAAGUCCUCUCUGCCAGGUCCUCUGUAACUUGACUGGUGUACAGGGGAAAGAGAGAAGAUAUCCCUGUUUCUUUUGUUAAAUGAUUUUAUUUUGAAACAAUUUCAAACUUAGAGAAAAAUUUCAAGAAUCCCCAUACACCUCUCACCCAUCUACUUUGCCAAAUGCCCCAAUGAUGUCCUUUGUAACCAAAAAAUCUAAUCUGCACCCAUGUGCCAUGACUGUGUCUAGCUUGGGUCUGCCUUCCUGUGAGUAGGUUCAUGCUCUGUGUCUUUGGCUGUGGUAUCACAAACGUGAUGCAUCUUAUCAUUGUGUCUGUCCUAUUGGUGGCAUAUAAUGUUUAUCUGGCCCAACAACUGAGAACACCCAUUUGAGUCAGAUGGUGCCUGCCAGGCUUGUCUACUAUGAAGUUAAAUACAACGUUUUCUUUGUAUUUAAGUAUUUUGUGGCAAUACUUUGAAACCGUGUAAAUAUAUACCGUUCCUUAUCUGCUUUCACCUUUUGUGCUUAUUAUCCAUUGAUAGGUUGGGUCUGAAUAACUACAGUUGUUGCCAAGUGCUAAUUUUAUAUUUUCAUUAUUUCUCCUACAUUUAUUUGUCAGCAUUUAUUAUAAGAGCUUUUCAGUCUUUCCAUCUGUAGUUCUGUCCAUGUGGACUUAGGGAUUCAUAUUUAUUCUACAGAUAAUAAUCCAUUGUUGUCAUAUUCAUUUUGCUGUUCAAAUUUUCCUGUAUUGGCCAAUGAGCAUGGCUUCCAGCUUAGCUUCUCUGUUCUUUUGGCAUCUCCCUAUCAUUCUUUGAGUACUUCCUUCAAAAUGUUCUAGGCUUACUUUGUGCUUUCCCUGAAGUCAAUUGUUUCUCCAAGGGUCUUUUUAUUUAGAAGCCAAGAUCUAGGUUGUAAGUGUGCUGUCUAUAUUCAGUGUUGCUGCUUCUAGGCCCUCUGGUAAGACAAAACUUUCAUCUGUAUUUGUUUUUAUCUUUGUAUCAUAAGCCACAAGUUAAUGCUGAUAGUUGCAAUUUGAAUUCAACUCUGUAGGGUUCAUUAUAGUUUCUCCUUUUUCCUAUUUGUACCUCCUUCCUGUCCAUGAGAAACAUAGCUCCAUUAUGCUCAUUAUCUUUACUUGUUUGCUCUAUCUCCUGAAUGGAACCAAUCUUCUAAUCCCUAGCAGGAUGCUCCAUAUAGAUCUGUAUGGUGAUUGAUUUUACUUGAUUAGGAAGAGGAACAGAAGUCACUCUUGUGUCUUAAGUGACACAUACCACUGUUGCUCACUGUGCUUCUGUGAGAAUUUUGCCCCACCCAGAAGCAAGAGCAGGAGAGGAUGGGCAGGGUCCUCCCUAGCUGGGCAGGUGCUUGUCAGCAGGACAGACUCCUGCAGCAUGGAAGGGGAAAUGAUCUUUGUAGAGAGCUGGCUCUGCCAAGCUGGGCAUCGUUUGAGCCUGUUUUUUGGUGAACGGAACAAAGAACCAUAUUGCCUAAAUAAAGGUAGGGUUUAGUUGGGGCCCUUCUAGGUGAGAACCAGAAAACACCUUGACCUGAGGAAGUUCUGGGAGCCUCUAGGUAUGAGAGAUGACUGGGCAUCCCUCUUUGCUUUGGCCACUCUCUCUGGCCUCCUUUGUACCCAAGUCUCUCCUUCCUCAGAAAUGCAGUUUGCAUUUGGCUAUCCAGGCCUCUCUGACCCUUGAAUCUCUUCAUAUCAUCUGGGGCUGGCUCUUCAUGGAGCUGUAGUCACGGCACAUUCAUUAGGCUGGGAGAGGAUCUUCACGUGGUCUGGACUACAGGUGAACUAGUUGCUGUUGGUUGAAGCUAUGGGAGCAGGAACAGGAAGGUUUGGGGGCCAUCGGUGUUUAAGACUCAGCGGCACUGCAAGGGGCUGAGAAAUAACAAGCAGAGGCACAGUUCCCUCAAACUGCCAAUGUUUCGGCAUCCAAACCACACCUUACUACUAUUCAGGCACCUGAAAGUUCAAAGACAAAAGUCCUUUGUUAAGCAAGGAGCCCUGAUUUUCAGCUCCAAAGUUAUGGGCACUGUGGCAUGGAGAUGGGGAGUAAGGUGGGGUGAACUGUCUGGGACAAUUGCUAAGUUGGUUGCUAAGAAGGUGAGGAGUGACAAGCACCUUCCUGAUCUUUGUGGUUUGGGGCGGGUCCUAGGAGAUGAGCCACACCAGCUCUGUGGGUCAUGCCAAGCCUGGUGUGUACCCACAGCACAUCUCUCCCCUUCCCAGCUUCCAGCUGGUGCUGAGUUUCUCAGAGUCCUUCCCUUGCACCCUGUCCAGUGGGGCCCUCUAUCCACCUUCCUCACUUUGCCCAGCCACAGGGCUGUCUCUCUGCCCUGGGAAGGCUCUCACCCUCUCUAUUUACCUCUACGGCUCCCACAGGGCCCAGUAAAUUUCCAAUACUUGCUUGACUCAGAUGAGACUCUGCUUUGGCUGCUCAGUGACCUCUGGCUCCCUUAGGGAUGAUGCCUGGUUGAGGGAUUUCCAAGGCCCAGUUCCUUUGCUUCUCUAGCUGCAUGAUGUUGCCCAAGUUCUUAGUUUAUGAGCCUCAGUUGCCUCACCUGUGAAGUGGACAGAAAGAAAACUUACCUCAAACAUCCACGGGAAAAGUAAAUUUGAGAA
Molecule: messenger RNA, 6583 nt
Organism: Talpa occidentalis (Iberian mole)
Lineage: Eukaryota; Metazoa; Chordata; Mammalia; Eulipotyphla; Talpidae
Gene: TYSND1
Product: trypsin like peroxisomal matrix peptidase 1
Exons: 4
Coding region: 122-1822 (566 amino acids)
Biological process (GO): protein processing; regulation of fatty acid beta-oxidation
Cellular component (GO): peroxisome
Molecular function (GO): serine-type endopeptidase activity
Source: RefSeq, a predicted model, not a curated record